This is a messenger RNA of Aspergillus wentii DTO 134E9, 2230 nucleotides long. Its product is annotated as fungal specific transcription factor domain-containing protein. The record is from RefSeq and is a predicted model, not a curated record. Gene Ontology annotation, cellular component: nucleus. The transcript has 4 exons. Gene Ontology annotation, molecular function: sequence-specific DNA binding; zinc ion binding. The coding region runs from base 21 to 2123 and encodes 700 amino acids. Gene Ontology annotation, biological process: positive regulation of transcription by RNA polymerase II; DNA-templated transcription. NCBI's taxonomy places the organism in Eukaryota, Fungi, Ascomycota, Eurotiomycetes, Eurotiales, Aspergillaceae.
GUACCGGGACAUUGCCCUGCAUGAGAUGCACGAGACUGUCACUUUCCUGUGAAUAUAGUGCCGCUUACUCACGCGGUUUGCCGCCGGACCCUCUGCCAGCUCCUGCAUCGUCCGGCUUGUCCAAGAAUGGAAAUAGGCCACAACGUCCUCCCUUGGCGGCUGGACGUGCUAACCAGUCUCCUCUCACGCCACGAUCUGCAAAAAGCUCCCCCAGAGAUGCUACUACUUCGACCCACCAGCAGUUUUCUAAAAAUGAUCCCGUGAUCUCGCCGCGGAAUUCCCCAGACCCCGUGGCUAUGGAUUAUGAGGGUAACUAUCUAGGGCCGGCGUCGGGAGUUUCAUUCAUGAAUCGUGUCUGGAGUCGUCUCCACCAGGAUGAAACGUCUGCUAUUCCCGAUGGACCGCAGGAUGAGUCGCCGUCCAAGAAUACCUCGGUGUUUAUGUUUGGCGACAAGCCGUAUUCCAACUACCAGGAGACUGGCUUUGUACUACCUCCGUUCGAAAAGGCUUUGGACUUGGUAGGCACCUAUUUUGAUUUUUCUAUGGUCACAUACCGGUUUCUGCAUAGAGGAAGUGUGGAUGCAUGGCUCAGACAGGUAUAUGAGCAUAAUGUCUCCUUUUCAAAUUUACCGACAGGGUGUAUGGUGGCUCGAACGUCCAUCAUCCUCAUGGUCUUUGCAGUGGCUACUCUCUACAAAGAGCAGCAGCCAGGGGAUCCAAUUGAAGGCAUGAGUGAGAGUGAACGGUGGUAUGCAGCUUCCAAGUAUAUGUCUUCCAUGGAGUCUGGGCCUCCUCGGCUAGAAACAAUCCAAGCAAGGCUGGGUCAGUGUCUUUAUUUGCUUUCGUCCUCGCGCGCAAAUGAGUGCUGGUACUCCUACGGUACAGCUUUGCAACUCGUGACAGCUUUGGGUCUGCAUCGACGGUGUCUGGCAAAGUUGUCGAAGAAUGGAAACUCUUAUCUUGAGCAGGAGCUCCGUAAGCGCAUCUUUUGGAGCGCCUACACCCUGGACAAGUACCUCAGUGUUAUGUUUGGACGUCCCAGGCUGCUGCACGACGAAGACAUCGACCAGGGCUUGCCUGAUGAGAUGAAUGAUGAGGACAUGCUACAAGAAGAUCCAGCAAGACGAACAGGGUCCCUAGAUAGCAUGAUGAUAGCAUCUGUUCUUCAUUACAAACUUGGCCGUAUUAUCGGUGAAAUUUCCCGGCAGCUUUAUACGAUCAACCCUCACUCCCGAGAUCCACCGCUUGAAACCGCUGUUCGUCUCACUUCAGAACUUGAGAAGUGGAAGGAAACCGCACCACCUUUGUUCAGCAGUGUGCGGGCGACCAGUCUUAUCCCACCUCUAUGUAGGCAGAGCCAAGUUCUGCAGCUUGCAUAUUCUCAUGCAAUGAUUCAUGCAACCCGGUCUUUUCUCUUGAAUGAUUUCACAGAUCUCAGCCGCAGGCCUCCAGUCCCCCAUCCCAUGGUCACGAGCCAUGUACAGAAAUGUAUUGAGGCUGCUGAAGACGCUAUGACGUUGGUGGAUAGUCUUGCAAAACAAGGUAUACUGAUUCAGUCCUUUUGGUUCACUCAUUAUGUGUGUUUUUGCGCUAUCAUUGUGGUGUAUAUCCAUACCAUCCAACAACAUCGACAGUCUUCUGGACAAGUAGCCGAAAAUGGCAGUCAGACGUGCUAUCUGUUCAACCUUGCUGAGGCCUGUCAACGACACCUGGCCGAAGCUACCCGCAAAAAUUGCCCAAGUCGUCGCUAUGGUAUAAUCCUGGAAGAGUUGAGACUGGAAGUACAUAGACAAAUCGGCUCCUGCUCGCAAUCAGGAUAUUCUCCUGUGAAUAUGUCUGAAAAUGACCAAGCCAAAUUUUCAUGCAGUACAGAGCCACCUCUGAAUCAGAUAAACUUCACUUCUGCCAGUGUCGAACAGUCCAUCUCACUGGACCCCGGGAAUGCUAUGAAUUACCCAUCGAUCUCAGAUAACUUGCAACCAUCUGAUUUAACGGACGGACCUUUUGACCCCAACACAGACCUUGGAAUUCUUGAUAAUUUAGAAGGCUCUAUUUGGUGGGCUCAACUGGAUUCUUGGGCCUUUACUAGUCUCUCCAAUGAUCCUUCGACCUUUACAUUUUAAGACCUGCUACAAUUUUGCUUCCGAAGAUACCCAUAAUACCCGGUCAUUCGAAGCCGCAAAUGACAUGAAAAUCUGCAUGAAUUACGUCUCCACAUGAUUAAUCUUCU